UUGAUCGCGGCCGUUUCCGUGUGCGUAUUGUCAGUGGUACGCUCCAAACGAUCAGACGUGUCGCGCCACCCGGAAAAGUGCCACACUCAGUUUUGAUUUUUUGUUUCCACUUUCGCCCCAAAAAAGUUUUCCCAUAACAGUGUUGUUGGUGGUGUGCCCGCGUGUGUGAAUUCUCUAUGUGCUCCAUGAAAUGGCACGUGAUUCGACCAUGGGAAGAGACCGAGUACUAGUCGUACCGAACACCGGUAUCGCGCUCAAUAGUAGCUCAUCGUCACAGAUAACAGCACCGGCCGACAUUAGCCAGCAAAUUUUGGAGCUGCAAAAAGAGCAAGAGCUGGAGAAGCAAAAGCUUUGGCAUGCGUUUCAGGAGAAAAAUAAGGAACUCGAGAUGCAGCACCGGCAGCAGUUGGAACACAAAUUUCAGGAGUUGCGCGAUCAAAGGAUAGCGGAGGAAGCGGCCCAGCAACGGGAACGACGAGAACGCGAAGCAAUCAAGCGCAAAGAGAAACAUGAAUGCUGUGCGAACGCAAGCUCGGAGGUGAAACAAAAACUACAGACUUUUUUAAUACAGAAAAAACAAGCCGCUGCAUCGAAUGGACUAUCCUCACCGUUGCCCUACAGAAAUUGGGGCGUCGUAAAAUCAUCAUCCGGCGAAUCGCUACCGGGUGGUGCCGUUGCAGCGGCUGUUAGUUCGCACCCUUACAAAAUCCCUCCACCGCCGAGUUCAAUCUCGAAGUACGAUCCAGAUUUUCCACUCCGAAAAACCGCAUCCGAACCGAACUUGCUGAAAAUCCGUCUCAAGCAGCGCGUUAUCGAGAAGCGUUCCCUGAAUGGGCCACUGGCCGCCCGACGCCAGGAGCGUUUGCGCCGACUCCAGAAGCAGCAGCACAACCAGGCGCUCGCGCAAACAAAUUGUGCGGGAACAGCUAGCGUCACCACAACUGAUUCCGGUCCGAACUCCCCACCAACCGUGGGCAGCCGUGCCUCACCCACCAACGCACCGAUACAGGAGGAGAACGAGGAUCCACAGUACGGUUCGGGAACAUCCCGCGCGAGCAUCAACGAUUUGUCACUGUUCAGCUCACCGUCAAUGCCCAACAUUUCGCUCGGUCGGCCACACCUCGGCUCGUCAGCCGCCUCCGUUGCUCAUCUGACUAUCAACGCAGCCAGACCGACGCAUCUCGGUAUCGGUAGUAUCGGCGGCCAGGGUGCAAGUGUACCGUUCGUCAACCCGUCAAUGUUGGAUAUCACAGAGCAACAGCAGUGUAACCAAAACGUUGCGGCCGUUGCUGCAGCUGCAGCUGCGGCCGCCGCUGCCAGUGGUGUUGUCGGCUUGGAGCGGGCACACCUUACCGGUGCGUUCUCAUCGUCAUCCGGGCCCGGCUCUUCCAGCAUGUAUCAUCAUCAACCGUCGAUCACAGAUGCGCAUGUGGCUCAGGCCCGGCUGCACAAGCAGGGCCAUCGGCCGCUGGGACGUACGCAAUCGGCACCGUUACCGCUUGGGCAUCCGAUGUUAGCCGGUGCGAGCAGUGUAGCAGCGGCCGCUAUGAUGAACAUCAGCCAGACACACUUUGAGAACAGCGAGGCUGAACGACAAGCAUAUGAGCAGCAUUUAUUGAUGAAGCAAAAGAUUCGCCAGACGGCACUGACACGUGCCGCUAACUGCGUCAACCGCGAACCGCAGCUGCGCGAAGAAGUAGAAUCGAACGAGGUGAUCGACCUAACGGACAAAAAGCAACCACCCAAGACGGUGUUGGCAAGCAGCGUCAUUAAGAGCACCUCCCAAUCGCACCUGCUGUCUCACCAAUCGUCGCAUGACGACCUCAGCCAUGCAGCGGCCCAACAGCAGCACCAGCAUCUGUCCGAGCUGAUACACCAGCAGCAACACUAUCAUCGGGAGCGUGAAUUGUUUAUGCGACGAUCGAUACAGCUGUCGGUGCUGGAAGAUCCUUACACGCACCAUGCGUCCGGCAAUGCUGCCGCUGCCACAGCAGCAGCAAACCUGCUCCGACCGCUUUCGCGCACAUCCUCCAGCCCGCUGGUACAUUUGAGCUCCAUAGGAGGAGGCAGCAGUGGCGGACACCAAACGGCCCAGCAAAGCAUGUUUUCCGACACCGGGCAAUCGUCUGCCGGUGGGGACGAUGAUUUGCCGCCUCCGGUGAACCUGACCGUGCAAAACCGCAGCCGUUCGCUGCUGAGCUAUACGCACGAAGGUUUGGCCGCGUCGAUGGUCGGUGGCACUGGUGGCACCACCACCACGGCAGUUGGUUCGGCGACGACUGGCUCAUCCUCCGCUUCCGGUAGCCCGCCGGUCGGGAUGGCACUGCAACUUACUACCUCUUCGUCCGCGUCAGCUAUUAUCGGGGCGAGUCGCGAGCAAAAAUUGCGCACAACCACCACCGGGCUUGCGUUCGACAGCUUGAUGCUCAAGCACGUGUGUGCGUGCGGCGAUAAUGCGAACCACCCGGAGCACAGUGGCCGUUUGCAGAGCAUCUGGGCCCGGUUGGUCGGUACGGGACUGGCUAUACGGUGCGACAAGCUGCGAUCGCGCAAAGCGACCCAGGAAGAGUUGCAGACGGUACACACCGAAGGGCACGCGCUGCUGUUCGGCACCAGUCAGCUGAACCGGCAGAAAGUGGACACGAGUCGGGUAAGCUUCGUGCGGCUGGCGUGUGGUGGCGUUGGGGUCGAUCUCGACACGACCUGGAACGAGCAUCACACGGCGGCGGCGGCCCGUAUGGCGGCCGGGUGCGUCAUUGACCUGAGCUACAAGGUGGCGCGGGGUGAAAAUCGGAACGGCUUCGCGGUUGUACGGCCCCCGGGCCACCAUGCCGAGGCGGACGCAGCGAUGGGUUUCUGCUUCUUCAAUUCGAUAGCGCUGGCCGCCCGAUUGUUGCGGCACCGGAUGCCGCACGAGAUGCGCCGCGUCCUGAUCGUCGACUGGGACGUACACCAUGGUAACGGUACGCAGCAAGCGUUCUACGAUGACGCUUCCGUACUCUACCUGUCCGUCCACCGGCACGACGACGGUAACUUCUUCCCGGGCACGGGAGGACCGGCCGAGUGUGGGGUGGGCGCCGGGCUAGGUUACAACGUGAAUGUGGCCUGGUCCGGCGGCGUCAACCCGCCGCUCGGUGAUGCAGAGUAUUUGGCAGCAUUUCGUACCGUGGUGAUGCCGAUCGCGCGGGAUUUCGCUCCGGACAUUGUGCUCGUGUCGGCUGGGUUUGAUGCUGCCGUUGGGCAUCCGGCACCGCUCGGUGGGUACGUCGUUUCGCCUGCCUGUUUCGGCUAUUUGACGCGCGAGUUAAUGCAGCUCGCAAAUGGCAAGAUUGUGCUCGCACUGGAGGGAGGCUACGAUUUGCCGGCGAUUUGCGACUCAGCGGAAGAGUGCGUACGGGCGUUACUGGGCGAAAGCACCACCUCCACAAUCGCACCGUCCGAGCUGGCUCGACCACCGUGCCAGGCGGCAGUGGAAACGCUGCAGAAAACGAUCGCUAUUCAAGUGUCGCACUGGCCGUGCGUCAAACGAUACGCUCACACCGUUGGACUAUCCGCGCUGCAGGCGCACAGCAGCGAGCGGGAAGAGUCGGACACUGUUACUGCGAUGGCGGGACUGUCGAUGCAGUCGCUGAAGAGAACAUCCGAUGUGUCCUGCGAAGACUCCGAGGAACCGAUGGACCAAGAUGAGUCCAAAUAAUUUUCUAUAUGUAUUUUGUGUGUGUGUGCGUGUAGAACCGCGCGCACACCUAAGCGUGUGAAAAUUUACCCUCAUAGCCACCGAAAUCGACUGGCGAUCGGUUAACGACGACGACACAAACCAGUAAGCAGCGUGUUGUUCGUGGAGGACAUUUUGUUUGUUGGAAUAGUUACACGUUUCCGUGCGCGGAAUACGGCUAUGCAUGUUUGGUAACCUGGUCUUCGGGACGGGUUUCAAACGUAUUGUUGAUUGUUUCUUUGUGAAUGUGUGUGUGUGAGUGUGUCGUGUGCAUAUCACCUCUUACCAUACAAAAACGUAUGCCAUUCACACGCGCACCACGCCCGAACGAGGGCGAAAAGCAAGCAUUGAUGUUAAUGGUGUUUAAAUGUAACGCUGACCUCUGUGUCGUAUUCAAUCGUUGUAUAUUGAAUAUGCAGAGUAAUAGCCUCAUUCAACAUGGGCAAGCAAUUUCAACAUCGGUGCUUUCCAGCGUUGGAAAGGAUUUAACCAUGGAUGUUUGGAUCUUGUGUUUUUCCGCGUAUCUCCUAACAUGCGUGUGUAUCUACGCUUAGCGCAGCGCCACAGGGCAUAUUGUGUUAAACAAAAUAUGCACCCUCCCCACCACCCCCACCCCCCCAUCUCGAUCGCUUCUAGUACGAGGUGGCUAGUGUGUGUGUGCACUAGGAAGCGAAUUGUUUCAUUUUUUUGUUUCGUUCUGUAAGAAAUUGUGCAAUUAUUUAAGGUGGGAAGAGAUUUAAUACUUAACGAAUUGCAACUGGGUACACGUUUUCCGACCAAGCGGGGAAACUUUAAACUAAACUAGCCUGCAUCACCAGGCAGGCUAAUCGUGUUUGUGUGUGUGUGUGGAAACAAAUGUUGUUUGUAGAAACAAAAUUCGCACACACACACGCACGACUCCUUCUUCAUUUGCAUAUAUGGAUUAUAUGGAUGGAUUUUUUGUAAUAUUUAAUAAUGUUUAGAAUGAAUUUGUUAAAGAGUAUAUCCGUUACGGAAAUGAAAAAGCAAAUGAAAAAAAACGAAGGAAACAGGACAACAAAACAAAACCAGAAAACAACAUGUGUAACAGAGAACAGUUAGGACGAGAUACAUACAUGCACGUUCGAAACCAAUGUGUGUGUGUGUGCUGUUUGUAUGUAAAAUUGGCAAGCUAGAGAUAAUAUUUUGGAAUCAUACUUUUCCUUAUAAUUUUCUUAUGAAACAGAAGACAAAGACACGCACACCUACACAUACAUAUGAAUGCAAAGGAAAGGAGCAAGAUUGAUGUGAACGGGUAGACACUGUUCAGGUGUUUUCCACGAGUGCCGCUUCUGUUGUUUGUUACGAAGUUCAGCAGGCCUGAUUGGUGUUUGAGUAGCGCACUGGUUACUGGUUGUCCGAUUCAGGGGAAAGCACACAGCCGCUUUGAUGUACUAAUCAGCUGAGUACUGAGUGCGUUUAUCCAGUACCUUCUACAUGCGUUGCGACAGACACGAGAUACACGACACGACACACCCUUUGACCAGACGAAAAACGAAACAAAACACCUAUUCUAAUAAAAUGCAUCCAACUAAACCGUUGCUUGUUGUUUGAGGUCGUAACGGAUCUCAAUAAAAUGGUCAGCUAGCUAAAGUAUGCCGAAUGCCCUCUAAUACAAUUUACCAGCAAAGCAUUUGCAAAAGCAAAUGAACUUGAAUUUGAACGUGUGCGUGUGAGAGAGAAAGAGAGAGAGAGAGAGAGAGAGAGAGAGAGAGAGAGAGAGAGAGAGAGAGUGCUUAACAUAGCUGACAUUAAAAUUGAUGUUUAACAACGACAAACAACGUCCUAACGCCAUACUGAGCUCAUAUUUAACGGUGAUCCCAUACCGUAUGUAAGAAGGGGUAUGUUUUAGGAAUACUUUCGAAAAAUACGAACUCAAUCUCCCUCAAAACACCCAUGACACAGCAGACACAUACAACUCUUCACACACACACACACACGACUUGUAUUUGGAAGCCAUGCUCCUACAAAAAAAAGGGAAUCCAUUGAAACCAUAACGUUUUAAAAGGCUGAAAACACAUCCUAAUAUUGAAAUUGUUGAUUUUUUUUUAGAAGAUGCAAGAGUUUUAUGUAACGUUAUCGUGAUGGAGAACAGAAGUUAGGUAGAUGUGUGUGUGUGUGAAAGAGUAUAAACAUCCAAAAAUCUUGCUACACUAACAAACAUACAAGCAAACGUUGCUGUUCGAGCUAGGAGCGCUAGGAGAGGCGCACUUGCGUCCAUAAGCCACUAGCAUAGACACUCCAGGAUUUGUUAUGGCGUGGGAUCGUGUUUAUGCAAAAAAAUACACCCACACACCCCCACAGCAAAAUGGGAAGACGCGCAACACUACCACCACUAACACCUUCCCGUGUCACGCAAAUAUUCCGUCUAAAAUUAAUAACUACUAAGCACAUUGUAUAAUGGUCGUACGAACUUUUUUUUUUUAAACCAAAAUACAACAUAGCAACAAAAAAGAGGGAGCAACAAAAGGAAAAGCUCACACACGUGGCAGAAAAGUCGUUUAAAUGUGUGUUAGCCGUUUUGUGUGUGUGCGAGCGCGUGGUUGUGUUUUGUGGCGAGUGGAUUAAAUGGAAGCUGAAGUUGAAAAUUGCGAAGACACACCUUUUUUGAGCUACAGAUGAGGGUUUUUAAAAGUCACAAAACCAAAAUCGAAAUUUGUAAGGUGCAGGAAAAAGUUAAACAGUCAAAGGAACAACCACAAAGCCGUUUAAAAACUUCAAUCUGUCCCCAAGAAGCAAAGAUCACGUGCGUGUAACGUAGGUGUCUGUGUGUGUGUGUGUAUGUGUGUGUGUGUGACGUGAAAACAGUCAGAAGGUAGCAUAACAAUAGAAAGGGGAAAAAUGGAUGUCACUAUUGAAUCUGUUGCAUGUGUGUGUAUGUAUGUGUGUGUGUGUGUCUAGUUGUUUCUAACUGUGUACAUGUACUGCUUGCUUCUGUUGCCUUGUGCACCUUGCCUGCACUAGUAUAACCUUUCUUGGCGGGAAAAAUAACAAAAGCAAAAUAAAAACAGAAAACAUUAUUAACGACACAACUCCUCCCCUUCCCCUCCUCCCAAAACACUAUUUUUAACGCCUAGUCUAUAUUUGCUUUACGUUCGUUUUUAAGAUAAAUUAAACUGAAUUGCUCAACCAUUAUACCAUGCUGUACCUAGGCAUUGUCGUGUUUCUCCCAACGUGAUUACCGGCACUUAACACUAUUAUUCUAUGUAUAUAUAUUUAUAUAUUAUUAUAAAUAUAUAUAUGGAUAGAUAUAUGUGUCAUUUGUAUAAUAAUUGUUUUCUUUGAAGAGGAAAAGCUCAUACACACAUACACACACGCGUCUCUCUCUCUCUAUAUAUAAAUCUCUCUCUCCCUCUCUCACUCUCUCAUAUACACACUCACGCGCGCACAUACACGCACAUCCACACAAAACAACCAGACACACAUGCACAGGCACACGUGCUAGACGAUGUAUACGGUCAGCGGGUUUUUUGUUUUUGUUGGUAAGACUUCCUGUAUGCCUGUGGCGAUGGGAAGAACUUUGUUGGGCACUAGAAACCUGAGCUUAGACAACAAGAUCCCUUUUAGAUAAGGGGGAAGUCUCUUUUGGAUGUUGGAGGUCUCUCUUGGUAGAUAAAAGUCGUCCCUAAUGGUCGGUCAGAUCAUCCUCGUUUGACGGCGACGCGACUCGUAUACCGAGACGAAACCUUCCCGCCAUAGUCAGGCCGGUCCUUACGACAGAUCGGUUCGGUAGACGAGCGGACAGGCCUCCUGGAAGAUGAGGGCGCUUAAGCGGGUGAGACAACCCGACACAGCCGUCCACUACGACCAUGAUUAAACUGGAAACACACACUCGCGGUCUACACGCUUUGUUUUUGUCUCCUAAAACUCCUCCUUUUGUAAACACAAAAAAACACACAAAAGACCGUUCUGAAUGUGGUGUGUGUGUGUGUGUUAAGCGCAACGUAUAUGGAUUCUAUGUCCAUUUGCUGUGUCGAAUGUGCUCUAUGUGCUACCUCUAAGUAGAAGAAUUUAAUGGAAAAAACACACACACAAACACACACACACAUGAGAAACAGAAAAUAAAACACACAAACAUAUAUAGAUAGAAGGAAAACAAAAAAGCUAAAGUAAAGUAUAACAAAAAACGAAACAUAUUAAGAGCGAAGCGUGAAAAAGUGAUAUAAUAGUUUCAGGUAAAAACGAAAACAAAAAAAACGUUUAACGUAAAUAAUAUAAAAAUACACACACACACACUCACACAUAAAUAAUUAUGCCGUGUAUAUUGGGUGGAAAAAAAAACCAAGGUUAGGGAGUGAUAUACGUAUAUCAAUAGUUCUAAUAACCGACAUGCUAACCUCCACCACUUCUAGGAAGCGGAUAGGGAGGAAGGUACGGGUAGGGUUUUUGGGUGAGGGCGCGGAACGGAGGGAAACGGGGUCUGGCGUUAACAUAGCAAUUUUAUUUUAUACAUGUGUGAUGGUAGUAACCGGUGGUUGACAGGAUAAGGAUAAAAGGAUCGUUUUGCAAUUUUUACUCAAAUUAGACUUCAAAGACAUACACACACAUACACAAAACACUCGCAAAAUGAUCACAACUGUUAGUAACUGUCUUAUCGUAUGUCUCUGUGUGUUCGUGUGCGUGUGUGUGUGAUGUGUAUGUUACGGAGUAAAAAAAAAAAAGAUUAACAAAUUUUUAAUGACAUGACAGGCAGGGAUUCAGGAAGAAUAGGAAAAAACUGAAAAAAAAACUCUCAAUAUGCUAACAAAGCAAAAGAAAAGAAGGAAAGAGAGAGAGAGAGAGAGAGAGAGAGAGAUGUGCAAGAGAGAUGCUGACAUCUAUUUUUAGCGAGACUUCAAACUUCAGGACUUUCUUAAGCGAGAUUUCAAAUAUUUUGCUGUAUACAGUGAGCUCUCCAGAGUUGUAGUGAGACUACCAUAGUUUGAUAUGGGUUAUGAAUGAAUGAAAGAUUGAGGAAUGGAAGCUGAUAAGGCCUCCUCAAGUAAGUAGGAUUACAGCACGUCCAGAGUACGGUUUGAUGCCGAUGUAGGCUAGUAAUUUUAAAAGCUCAUCUUUCUAGUGCAUGAGGUUGUUUAUGCUCCGUCACGUCUAACUGGUCCGGUAGUGAUGGGUUUCGGGGUCCACCUAGAUAAGGUUAAGGUGUUGUUUGAGGUAGCUUGGUUUGAUGAGGAGAGAGGACAGCUGCUCCGUAGCAUAUAGGAGAGGUGAGCUCUCGGCGAAAGCGCAGAACCGGAAACAGGAUUCGCCGAAGCUACUUAGUGUGGAGAGACUGCUACUAACCUGAAGGGGCAGAUCUUCAUUCAGAGUCCUCAGUUCUGCUUAGUGAGAACACUAACUGCUACUAACGUGAGGGGGCAGAUCUUCAUUCAGAAUCCUCAGUUGAUUUAGCUCUUGGGGUGGCCCGGGUGUGGGAGGCGACAAAGGCACCGGUCUUCCUACGGCAGGACCGUGGUUCAAUUCCCAUCCGGACCUUACCCCCGUAGUGAGGACUAACUAUACAACUAUAUGGUAUCAAUAGGUCUAGUAAGCCAGAAAUGGCAUGACCUAAGUGGUUGUCAGGCCCAAGAAGAGAGAGACAGAGAGAGUUUAUUUAAGGUGUAGGCCUCAGAAAACUACACAAAAGAGAGCUCAUUGUAGAAAGACAGCAGUUUGGUUUUUUGAUGAUGACACUGUUGUAAAGCUGCAAGAGUCCUGUUUGUAUCAAAUACACACGCACACACACGCACAAGCGAACUCAUAUAUGACCCAGAAGAGAAAAAAAAAAUGACAAACGGUAAAGAACCGGAACCGGUAAAUAAGGAACCUGUUAGCCAAUUUACUAAACAGAUAUACAAAAAUGUUUUAAAAACAUUCAGCGUCGUAUAUACAUAUAUGUAUAUGUUUUGUUUGAUAAAAAUUGAAAAAAACGAAAGCAAGAGUCUAUAAUAGAAGCUAGUAGGAGAAGUCCAAUAAUUGGGGAAGCCGUAAAAUAAACACGAAUACGAAUCAGAGCCAGAGGGAUAACAUAUUUUUGGAGUGUGAAUGUCUGUGCGUAUCUCUAGUAGCUGUGUUGGGGUUCGAAUCCAACCCGUAAGGAAUUAAAUCAAAAGCAACAAAUUACACAUAAAAAAACGGAUUUAAAUGUUUUAUGUAUGUUAUGUAUCGCAAAAACAAACAAACAAAAAGGAAGGAAUGUCCACGAACGAAGACGAUUAGAGUAGGACGAAUGUUUUAUCGAGGAAGGCAAACCCUGUCUGUACUACUCCUACACUCACCACACUGACGGCACGUGUUUUGUAGUUUGACAGCUAAAUCACUCGCUCAGGCAUUAGUAUCCUAUCCUACUUAAGCUUCACACUACCAGACAACACUAUUACUACCACUACUACUACUACUACCACUAACCACAGUAGCUGUUGUCUACUACUACUUCCAAGAGUUCAGUUACACCAGCAGAAGAACCCGCUCCUUUUGACAACCCUGCCUCACCUCUUCUUCGCUCAUCAUGAUCCCAUUUCCUUCCUCUGUGUGCGUGUACGUGUGUAUGUGAGCGUUGUGUGUGUGUGUGUGUUAGAUCGAUAUACAUAUAAAAACAGAGCUCGUAUCCUUCUGUCAUCCUGCCUGAUACCUGAUAUCUUUGAUUUGUUGUUGUGGUGUUGUGGCUGUAUAGUUUUUUUUUAAUCCAAGUUGUGAAAAAGAAUCAGGAACUUCAGUAAUACCAUAAAACCACCACACACACAUACAUACGCAAAAAACCCCCCGAACACGAUUUUCCAGAAAUGCGAGAACGAGAGUUAGAUUUAGUGAAGCAAUGGAAAGAGAGCGAGAGAGAGAGAGAGAGAGCGAGCGAGCGAGCGAGCCUUUUUGUAAACUAAACAAACGAAACGAAAACGAAAACGAAAGAGUGCUGGACACUUGUUUCAGUUUUUUUUUGCCUUUGUUUUAACAAUACAUAUAUGUGUAUGUGUGUGGUAUACAUAUAUAUAUUUUGAAGCAGAAUAAUACCACGAAGAUUGUCAUCAAAUGCAUAACGCAACAAACGCAAACAUCCGGACCCGGAAACAAGCGGUUGUUCCUCUCCCCUCUGCCUUGAGGUCAAAAAGCAAAAGCAAGCAAGCAAAAGAUGGAAAAGAGCAGUCCUUCUAAGUCCUUCUAGGACUCCUACCAACCAAGAGGACCUCAUCCACCAAGCGAUGAUGAGGUUGGAUUUUUUUAAAGGUUGAAAGCUAAGCGUUAGGAAGGGAUGUGCUUUUUUUCUGGUGGAACGUCGAGGAUCCCGUUCCCGUAGUAUCAGCAGGAGGUUCCUCGUUCCUUGAGAUGGGUUAGCUCUUUGUAGCUCGGUUUCGGAGUGGUCAGUUGUUUUCUCCAUUCCUCCCAACUGCAACAAGGGCAUAACCAGUUAGUCAACCGCAUACUAGUUAACAGAUAUGCAACUAGAAUGACUCCUUUCGGCUGGAGUGGACUGUUCCAGUCAUACUAACGUUGAAUGGGAUUUUACAGAUGGCGUCGACAUGACAGACCUCAUCCGUCACAUUUCAUACUAAGACUGACUGACUAGCUGACUCCAGGCCCGUAACCUCAACUUGCCAUCCUAUUGUGAUUUUUAACUUCCGUUUUCUGUCUCUCUAUCCUGCUCCUGUUUUGCCGCGGAUCACCUUCUUACCAUUACAAACGCAGACCCGCCGCAACUGGGCAAAAUUGUUUAUCCUUCGUACGCUUAGGCGAAUGUCGCCAUAUUUGGGUCGUAUAUGACCCGUUUGACCGUUGAGUAUAAUAUUUCAAUUGAUGGGCCCCUUUUUUUGUUCGGUGGAACAGAACAAUUCUUGUUUUUGCAAUUGUUAGCAAAAACAAUUAAACGAGGAGGAGAGGAAAAAUAUGCCGAGAGAGAGAGAGAGAGGAAGAGAGAGAGAGAGUUGUGUCGCGAAACAACACACACACACACAAAAACAAUAUAUAAUUCAAACAACAACAAACAAACAAAAAACACUGUUGCAAAAACAAAGAAAACGUAUCGCAUAAUUAAUUAAUCACCUUGAGACAUUCCUAUUAAACAAAGCAAAACAAAGCAAAACAAAACAAACAAAAAAAAAAACAAUGUUGUUAUUCUAAGAGAACAAAAAGUAUUUUAUGAGAGUAAAAAAAGAGUAUAAUAAAAUAUGUUACGCAUAAAA
This is a messenger RNA of Anopheles stephensi (Asian malaria mosquito), 11883 nucleotides long. RefSeq names its product histone deacetylase 4 (gene HDAC4). Gene Ontology annotation, biological process: negative regulation of transcription by RNA polymerase II; chromatin organization. The transcript is spliced from 12 exons. Gene Ontology annotation, cellular component: histone deacetylase complex. The record is from RefSeq and is a predicted model, not a curated record. Gene Ontology annotation, molecular function: histone deacetylase activity. Bases 191 to 3697 code for a protein of 1168 amino acids. Lineage: Eukaryota; Metazoa; Arthropoda; Insecta; Diptera; Culicidae.